AUGCUAAUUACCAUGUUAAUCUGUUGGGCUGCUACAGGCCAUCCCAUCUACGGAUUCAUGAAGCAUUUCCAAAAUCCUGUCUAUAUCUCCGAUAUUGGUGCAAUGAGAUUGCAUCCAUUAUUCAUUGCAUGUUCAGCUUGGCAAGGGCUCGGCUAUGCAAUUAGUGUACUCUGUGAAUACCUACAACGUGGUGGAACCAUUAGGUACAUCUGGACGAACUCAAAAUUCUACAUGCCUCCUUGGUACACCAUUCAUGAGAUGAAAUUAAUCAUUGCUGCAUGUAUUCUAGGUGGAAUCGGUGAAUUAUGUCUUUUAUUCUGUAGUAUCUUUUCAUGUUCCAGAUUCCCAAAGGUUCAUUACACGAUGGUCUCCAUCUUCGUCGUAUUGAUGUUUUUUUCAAUCUGUUGUCUCUCUGCUGAAUACUUCAUUAUGGGAAAGCACUACGCUGUCCUACAUCCAUUGAAUUCUAAGGACAAUGAAAAUGUCAAAUAUGAAGAUUUAUCGUGGAAACAAUGGACUGGCCACGUCUGGAAUAAGUACACGAUAAGUGCGGUCUGUAAAAUUGUGUGGUUAGUCGGUGCUGUUGUAAGUGCCAUUGGGUUCGCUGCUUCUUCAAAUAAUUCCACAAGUGCCGUUUUCGAAUGGAUCCUAGCUUUUUGGUUCGGUUUCCUAUUCAUUAUCAUCUCCAUUGAUUUCUACAUUGGUGGAAGAUUCAAAGAAUCUCGUUAUUUCAAAGACGUUAAAUCAUUUGCUGGAUAUUACAAAUACGAAGAAAUGGCAACAAAGACACAUUUGGUGAACGUUGACGAAAAUAUUCAUGAAAUUGAAAAUGAUAGCCAUCAUCAAAAAGAAUACUCUACUGAAACUGAAUCAACCCACGACGAUUCAAUUGUUUGA
This is a messenger RNA of Kazachstania africana CBS 2517, 897 nucleotides long. Its product is annotated as Frag1/DRAM/Sfk1 family protein. The record is from RefSeq and is a predicted model, not a curated record. Gene Ontology annotation, cellular component: plasma membrane. The coding region runs from base 1 to 897 and encodes 298 amino acids. NCBI's taxonomy places the organism in Eukaryota, Fungi, Ascomycota, Saccharomycetes, Saccharomycetales, Saccharomycetaceae. The transcript has a single exon.